AUGAAAAGGAGAGGUGAACAAGAAAAAUCUGCAGAUGAGAUAACAUCCAGAGGUUCUACAACUGAAUCGCCCGAGAAGGCUCGUCUCUCACAAAAACGCAUUGCUACACAAGAAUAUGAUCAAAACAAAAGGCCAUCCAUUAUGAAGAGUGACAAGAAGGGUGAAAAAAGUCGUGCUGCAAAUGUUAAUAAAGAUGUUGCAAAGACAAAGAGUGAACGAAUACAAGAAAGGGGCUCGAAAGUCAAUGCUCGUGGGACAUUGAAGAAGAAUAAGACUGACAAGGCCAAGGCUUAUGCUGAAAACCCAACAUACAACAGAAAGCUUGAAACAUUUUGGUUUUCUUUAGUUGCUUCUGAGACACAGAAAAGCAAGAAGCCGUUGGAGCAAAUACCUUCCAAAUACUUGAGGGUGAAGUAA
Messenger RNA from Striga asiatica, 417 nucleotides. The record is from the annotation of a GenBank genome assembly. NCBI's taxonomy places the organism in Eukaryota, Viridiplantae, Streptophyta, Magnoliopsida, Lamiales, Orobanchaceae.